AUGGGUGGUCAUAUUAAGGUCCCCAUUGAUCACCUCGUUACUGUCAAGGGUAAGAUAAAUUCUUUGCAGAUCAUCGAAAGGUGCUACGUAUUGCGACUUCCAGCCCCAGGCAUGUACACCGCACAACACAUUGGAUCGAUACCCAUACCAAGUGAUGUCAGUAAUUUGAAAUGGCUACGGACCAAAUGUAUUCCACGAUUAAUGUUCAUGAGGAAACAUGCACCAAAUGCAAAGAUUUUAUCAGCAGAAGCAACCAAGGAUCAUCGUACCAAGCGUUUGAAAAGUUCAACCUUUAUGCAAUAUCCAACUUAUGAAGUGGGCGUAAGAUGGGUACGCGGAACCUGGUACAAACCUUCACGACCAAACACCAAGAUUAUCAUUCCUAAGAAUUUGCUAUGA
Lichtheimia ornata is the source of this 399-nucleotide messenger RNA. RefSeq lists its product as uncharacterized. The record is from RefSeq and is a predicted model, not a curated record. The transcript has 2 exons. NCBI's taxonomy places the organism in Eukaryota, Fungi, Mucoromycota, Mucoromycetes, Mucorales, Lichtheimiaceae. The coding region runs from base 1 to 399 and encodes 132 amino acids.